Molecule: messenger RNA, 1056 nt
Organism: Didymodactylos carnosus
Lineage: Eukaryota; Metazoa; Rotifera; Eurotatoria; Philodinida; Philodinidae
Source: the annotation of a GenBank genome assembly
AUGUCUGCAGAAUCAUCUAUUCAAAAUACGAAUACAUCUGUGUCAAGUUUAUCAACUUCAACAAAUGACACUAGUCCAACAGCACCUGCAAUAUUUACUAAAUUAUUUCUCAAAGAAAUCAAUAAUCAAGAUAUAAAUGGGCUUUUAACUGUACAGCGCACUAUGUUAGAACAACUCGAUAAAACGAAUGAAAAACUUGAUGGUAUUAAUAAAUUGUCAGCAAAACGGUAUGCCGAUGCCUCAAAAGAUUAUUCAAGUCAUAUACAAUUACUGACAACGAUGAAAACAGACCUUGAUCUUAUAUUCAAACGAAUCAAAGUGCUGAAAACACGGCUAAGCAAGAAAUAUCCUGAAGCCUUUUCUUCAGUGGUCGAUAUUAAUUUAACUCAACAAAAUUCAUUGGAAAGUGCGGGCGAAGAAGAAGAAGACGGCAUUGAGUCAACUACAGACGCAAUAUCGGAUAAUAAUAACAAUUUUCGAUCUUCUCAUACAAUGAAUAAUCAACAACAACAACAGCAGCAACAACAGCAACAACAUGCACGAAACAAUUCACCAAAACCGUUUAGUGCCAUGCGGCGUUUUGUGAUGAAUAGUUCACCACAAGCUGUUGCUAAUGAUUUUAAUACAUUUCUACAAACAUUUCGUGAUCCAAAAGUGUUGGAUUGUCAGCAUACUUUUUGCGCGGAUUGUUUGAUCAAUUAUCAACGAACAAAUGCACGAUUAUUUUCAUCAUCAAAUCAAAUUCAAUGCCCUCAAUGUCGUCAACCAUCAAAUUUGAUUAAUAAUAAUGUUGAUACACUACCAAGUAAUUUUAUUGUUCGUGAUAUUAUUGAACGCCGAUUUGGUGCCAAUUAUGCACCUCCAAAUCGUCCACCAGGUUAUUCGGAACAAAUUCGUGAUCGUAUACAACAAAUCCGAAAGGAUGAUGACAAUGGAUUCGAUUUCGAAAAGUAUUUGAAACCUGCUGGUGCUGCUCUAUUAGGUGUAUUGGGUGGUCUCGUCUUAGCGAAAGUAGCCAAAAAAAUCCGUCAAUCUGAUUCAGAAAACAAUGAUUAA